AUAUUGGCAAUUAUGUAUUUAAAUGGGAUAAUGGAUCGCAAUUAUUGACGCGAAUGCUGCGCCUGCACAGUAGAAGAUAAAGGACUUUCGCAUCAUUCCUCGGAGAUGACUUGUUUGAAGUGGCGAAUGCGAUGAUUUAUAGUUAUGCUUCCUUCGACCGGUUACUUCAAAGCUAUCAACUGUCCGUUUUACGAGAACGGAUAUUGUGAGAGACCCUACUGUCACUUCAGGCAUUCACGUCGAGAUGGAGCUAGCACAUCUACGGUGGUCGCAUUGGAAUCUACUCAGACAGCUUCGAAAACACAAAAUGCCGACUCACCCGCCAUAGCGACUGCAAAUUCUGAUGUGAUUCAACAGCUUGUCUCCGAGGCGGUCAAGAAGGUGUUGGCCGAUCAAAAUGUUAAGGAUACAGAUAAUAUCAUAAGUCAAGUUGUGGAGGGAUUAAAGCCUAAAUUGGUUCCAUCCGUACUUUCUGUAGCACCCAAUCAAGAAUCUAAUUCGGAAGAUCCCGCGUUGAGUACACACAUGGGCAUACCCGUUAUACCAUCCACGUCGUUACCAUGUGUUUAUAAUCCAACGCCAAUUGCGGAAUUAAAAAAGAGGCAUAUACCUAUUACCGCGUACGAACCAACGAGAGAGAGUAAGGCAGUCAAAAGAAAGUCUCCCGACGUUGAACGACCUUGGAUGGAUGUUAUUCGUAAUAUUACUUGUAUUAAGGAAUCAAAAGUUAGUUAUACGCCAACUGUCAUUAAUCAAGCACUCGCGGUAGAAACAAAUUCUGUGCAUAAUUAUGUUCCAACAAUAAAGUCAGAAACUUCGUUGAAUUUGUAUGAUGUUAAUAGUAGCAGUAAUGACUCUUACAUUCCUGAAAAGAAAAAGAAAAAGGAAAUUUACUAUCCAAAACCCAAAAAACGUCGAGAAGAGUAUGUCCCACGGAAACCUAAAGUUCCAUUAAAAACUAAGCAACAUUUGGAAGAGGAUUCUUACGAUGUACUCGAUGAAUUUCUGUGUGGUUCUAAAUCCAAUGCCAGUAUUCCAGUUGACGAAGAAUCCCAAGAUUUGUUGGAUAUCAUUCCAAAAUUUUCAGACGAUGAUACCACAGCUAGUGCAGAUAUAACCAAAGAAGAAAAAAAAUCAGACAAUAUUGAAAAUAAAAUCUCACAAGAUGAGAAGGAGAAUAAAGAAUUAAAGAAAAGCGAUGAAAGUAAUAAUAGAAGUUAUAAUAAGAAUUCUAAUCGAUUAAAUAAAGAAAAAUCGAAUAAGCACGAAGAAUCGUUGAGACAUAGUAAGGAAGAUGUGUCAAAAGUUAAGAAUAGAUCAUCGGAAAAAUCGAGUAAGGAAGAUUCAAAACACAGUAAGCACAAAAAUAAUUCAAAGCAUAGUAAAAAUAAGGAUGAUGAUUCGAAACACAGUAAGAGUAAAGAAGAGAAUUUAAAGCAUAGUAAAAAUAAUGAAGAAGAUUCGAGGCACGGUAAAAGCAAACAAGAUGAUUUAAAGCACAAUAAGAAUAAAGAGAGAGUGGAGGAAAAAAGAGAUAGGGAAAAGGAUAAGGAUAAAAGUAAAGAUAAGCUAAAGCAUGGUUCAAAGAGUAGCGAGCAUUCUGUAUCGUCUUCAAGGGUUAGCAGAAGUAAAGAGAAGAGCACAGUUAAAGAUAAUAGAAACAGUAAGGAUAGCUUACAUCACAGUAGAAAAGAUUCUAAAUCUAAUAAAAGAAAAAGAUCUAACUCUAAGGAUUUAAAGAAUAGCAAGAAAGAAUGUAAAGAAAAAAGUAAGCAUAAGUCUGAUGAGAAAAGUAAGCAUAAGAGUAAAUCAAGUUCUUCAGAUUCAAAAAGCAAAUCGAGUAAACAAUCGCACAAAAGUUCAAACAAGCAUUCUAGUCACAAAUCCAAGAGAUCUAAUAAUAAAUCUGCAGCAGAAAGAGAAGACAGUGUGAGUGAUAAAAAUGAUGAGAAAUCAGAUCGUGAAAAUAAAUGUUAUAGUCCCGAAUAUGAAGAGUUCUCACCAUUUUAUGAUGAACAACUUCUUGAGACUUCUGAUUCGGAUCACGACGUCGAAGAGGAGUGUCGAAAGAUAUUUCAGGAAUAUGAAAUAUCCGAUCAUCCAAAAAGUGUAUCGAACAAAGCUCCUUCGAGACCUGAAAUCGAAGAACCUGAAGAGAUUUUCAAGAAAAGGGUCGCCCAUCCAUCUGCAAUCUCAAAUAUGUCUAAGCACGUUGGACCGACUCAACCUCCAAAACGCUUGCCAAAUCCGCAACAACGAAUGUACGAAAGAUGGAGAAUGAUGAAAGAAGUGGCGGCUGAAAAGGCCGCGGAAAAGGCCGCGGAAAAGGCAGCAGCGGAAAAGGCGGCGGCAGCAGCAGCAGCAGCAGCAGCAGCAGCAGAGAAAGCAUCAGCUAGAAAAGCUUUUGAAACAACCGUACAAAGAAAGCCAUUGGAAAAUAAUUCUCUAGCUCCCAAUGACCAUCAAAUUAAUGGCAAUGGUCGAAUUAGAAUAGCUCAAGUUCCGUAUGCCAUGUCUCUGGCAUUGGAGAAGAAAAAAGUCUUAGAACAGGCGGCUAAAGUCGAAACAAAGACCGUUGCUCAAAAUAAAAAAGGAAGUGCGCGCGUUGCUCAUAUUCCUCAAGUGGUGCCGCAAUUAAUACGUCCCGAGCCAUUACAAAUUUCUGGAACGCAAAAAUUUCCACUCAACGUGCGUCAAUUUUACGUUAACGCAAUGCAGAAUAUUUGCGUGCAAAUUUACACGAAUUCGGACGACGCGGCUCAGCGAGCCGUUCGGGAGGAAUUCGCUUGUUACGAGAGAUGUAAAGCCGUUAAUGUAUAUAAAAAUUCUUGUAUGCUGACUGUGCAUAGGCUUCGAAAGGAAGUCGAUCAAAAGUCUAAAGAAUCGUCGGCACCUCAUAGCGGAACGAUUUCACACGAAGCCGUACUAGCAGGUAAAGUAAAAGGUUCGUGGAGCGUUAUCAAGCCAAGAAAAAUAGUAACUGAAUUCAAAGGCGUGUCACUAUACAAUAUGUUGACUAAAUGGAUAAUGACGGAGCAAGAACUGAAGGACAACAGUUUUCCUAGACCACAUCCGGAUGGUCCAAAAGGUCGAGCAAAGUUAUAUUCCUCAAAUGCUAGGGGCCAAUCGAAUCUUUCCAAAGUGCCUAAUGAACGUUUUUGUUGCCGUUGUAACAAAGGAUAUAUCGUCGAUAGAAAUGGAUUUCCCAUUAGAAAAGAGAAUUGUAUUUAUCAUUAUGCAAGAAAAUUCACAUUCAGAGGGGAAAGUAAAUAUAUGUGUUGCAAGCAAGACGGCUCAUCGGAUGGCUGUUGCGAUGCAACGACACACGUUUGGGACUUUGUUGAUGUUGAAAAUCUUAGAGGAUAUGUUGCAACAUUUGAUAAACAUAUAAUUGCAGAAGAACAAGGUAUAUUUGCUCUCGAUUGUGAAAUGUGCUAUACGACACAAGGUCUUGAAUUGACACGUGUCACGGUAAUAAAUGAAGAUAAUCACGUUGUUUAUGAGACUUUAGUUAAGCCUACACAUCCAAUUAUUGAUUUUAAUACUAGAUUUUCUGGUAUAUCUGAGAAAGAUAUGGCGAAUGUUACGACAACGUUAUUAGACGUUCAAGCAACGCUUCUUUCCAUGUUUUCAUCGAAAACUAUACUCGUGGGUCACAGUCUUGAAAGUGAUUUUAAAGCAUUAAAGCUCUUACAUAAUACGGUGGUUGAUACAAGUGUUAUGUUUCCUCAUAAAAAUGGUCCUCCUUAUAAGAGGGCAUUGAAAAAUUUGUGCUCCGAAUAUCUUCGCAAAAUUAUACAGAAUGAUGUUGGUGGACAUGACAGUAAAGAAGACGCAACUGCUUGCAUGGAACUUAUUCUUUGGAAAGUCAAAGAAGAAGCAAAACUUCAGUAAAGUUAAUCUGCUAUUUUGAGAUAAAUAUCUACGAAAUCAGUAUUAGAUACUGCUGUACUGAUAACUGUAUUAUAAAUACUUGUAAAAUAUUGUAAUAUACACGCGGACAAUUUUCUGAUAAUAAUGUUUGUUUGAAAUACUCUAAUAAUAUUCAUUUCUUAUAAAUUGAUAACAUUUGAAUCAAGAUUAAUGUGAGAUCUGA
Ceratosolen solmsi marchali is the source of this 4096-nucleotide messenger RNA. RefSeq names its product RNA exonuclease 1 homolog. Lineage: Eukaryota; Metazoa; Arthropoda; Insecta; Hymenoptera; Agaonidae. Gene Ontology annotation, molecular function: nucleic acid binding; exonuclease activity; metal ion binding. The record is from RefSeq and is a predicted model, not a curated record. Gene Ontology annotation, cellular component: nucleus. The transcript is spliced from 10 exons. Bases 145 to 3894 code for a protein of 1249 amino acids.